Molecule: messenger RNA, 2290 nt
Organism: Sabethes cyaneus
Lineage: Eukaryota; Metazoa; Arthropoda; Insecta; Diptera; Culicidae
Gene: pix
Product: protein Pixie
Exons: 5
Coding region: 104-1933 (609 amino acids)
Biological process (GO): translational termination; ribosomal subunit export from nucleus; translational initiation
Molecular function (GO): ATP binding; ATP hydrolysis activity; iron ion binding
Source: RefSeq, a predicted model, not a curated record
AUGCCACUGUCUGUUUUGUAAUGCCCUUUUCGCAGUGAGACACUCGUCUGACACGCACGUAUUUUCCUUUCUAUUCUGUCUGAAAUUAGUAAAUUUCGACAGAAUGUCUCGAAACCGAGCAGCCGAAGAAACGGACAAGCAGACGCGCAUUGCCAUCGUCAGUUCUGACAAAUGCAAGCCCAAGCGAUGUCGCCAGGAGUGCAAGAAGUCUUGCCCUGUAGUAAGGAUGGGCAAGCUUUGUAUCGAGGUCGCUAUGGACUCGAAGAUUGCGUCUCUUUCGGAAGAACUCUGUAUAGGUUGCGGUAUCUGUGUGAAGAAAUGUCCUUUCGAGGCCAUUACAAUCAUCAACAUUCCGAGUAACUUGGAUAAGCAUACCACGCAUCGUUACUCGAAGAACUCGUUCAAGCUGCAUCGGCUGCCGAUUCCGCGUCCAGGCGAAGUACUAGGGCUUGUUGGGCAGAACGGUAUUGGCAAGUCAACUGCGCUGAAAAUUCUGGCCGGUAAGUUGAAGCCCAAUUUAGGUCGCUAUUCUGAUCCGCCAGACUGGACCGAGAUUCUCGCUCACUUCCGCGGCAACGAAUUGCAGAACUACUUUACCAAGAUUCUGGAGGACAGUUUACGUGCGCUCAUCAAACCGCAGUAUGUGGAUCAGAUUCCUAAAGCCGUGAAGGGAACGGUCGCUGCGCUGCUGGAUAAAAAGGACGAACGUAACAAUCAAAAGGAGAUAUGCGAUUUGUUGGACCUGACCCACAUUCGCGACCGUGAAAUUCAAGCUUUGUCUGGAGGAGAGUUGCAACGUUUUGCUUGUGCUAUGGUCUGCAUCCAGGAUGGGGACAUUUUUAUGUUCGAUGAACCAUCCUCCUAUCUGGACGUGAAGCAACGUUUGAACUGCGCUAUGACAAUCCGUUCGCUGAUUCAUCCGGAUAAGUUUAUUAUUGUGGUAGAGCACGAUUUGUCCGUACUGGACUAUUUGUCGGAUUUCAUCUGCUGCCUGUAUGGAGUUCCUGGAUGCUAUGGAGUGGUUACUAUGCCGUUCUCCGUUCGUGAAGGCAUCAACAUUUUCCUCGAUGGUUACGUACAUACCGAGAAUAUGCGCUUCCGUACGGAAUCGCUAACCUUCAAAGUGUCGGAGUCGGCUUCCGAGGAGGAAAUCAAACGCACUUGCCAUUACGUUUAUCCUCAGAUGAAGAAGAAGCUGGGCAGUUUUACGCUGUCGGUUCAGGAUGGGCAGUUUAGUGACUCAGAAAUUAUCGUGCUGUUGGGAGAAAACGGAACGGGAAAAACUACUUUCAUUCGCAUGCUUGCCGGAAAUUUGGAACCAGAUGAGGAAUCAGAAAAACUGCCCUGCCUAAACAUUUCCUACAAGCCGCAGAAAAUUUCCCCCAAGAGUACGUCUACAGUGCGUAAUCUUUUACACGAAAAAAUUCGCGACGCUUACAUUCACCCGCAGUUUAUUGCGGACGUUAUGAAGCCUAUGAAAAUUGAAGAAAUCAUGGAUCAGGAAGUGCAGAACCUGUCCGGUGGUGAAUUGCAACGUGUUGCAUUGGUUCUGUGCCUGGGUAAACCAGCCGACGUAUACUUGAUCGACGAACCGUCGGCCUAUCUGGACUCCGAGCAGCGUUUAAUUGCUGCCAAGGUUAUUAAAAGGUACAUUCUGCAUGCUAAGAAAACUGGCUUCGUUGUGGAGCACGAUUUUAUAAUGGCAACCUACUUGGCCGACCGGGUGAUUGUGUUCGAGGGUAAACCCUCGGUGGACACGACCGCCCACACGCCGCAGUCACUGCUCAACGGAAUGAAUCGCUUCUUGGAAUUGCUGGAGAUCACAUUCCGAAGAGACCCGAAUAACUUCCGGCCUAGAAUCAAUAAGUUGAACUCGGUUAAGGACGUGGACCAAAAGCGAGCCGGGCAGUACUUCUUCUACGAAGAGUCUUAAGCAGAUGGGGACCCAUUAGUCUGAUUUAUUUUCUAUUUUACACUUGAAGGAAAAAAUGUAUUUGUUUCUAUCAACAAUCAACCAGUUUGCUUCUAUCCAUAGCUUCUGAACUAGCGGAAGAAUUCUUCCGGGAAGGAUACCUACAGAAAAUUGUCCCAUACUCUAUCAUCGUCGGUGGAUUUAAUUACUUCAACAGCUUAUAUUAUGGCUGUAACUUAGAAGCAAGGAAUAGUCACCGAAUCGCAAAUUUUAUCUCAUUCGAUGAAACGAAAAUUGUACAAGAUUGACAGCUGUUAUAUUUGCGAGUAUUUUUUUUAAUUAAUUUCACGUGAAAUAUACUUUGUGAUUAUUUAGUUA